GGUUUCGAAAAUUCACAUCUCAGCUGUGGGUAAUUUCUCGCAUACUAGCUCUUUUUUCGGCACAGAUGAAUUUCUUUUCGACGACUUGAAGAGGUAUAAACAGGUUUUAAGAUGGCAGAAGACGAAGUGAAGAAAACAGGAGGCCAAGUUGAUGAACUUUGUUUGGCUCUUAUUGAUGCUGCCAACGAUAAAAAGCAUGAAGUGCGACAGAUGAUCAUGACAUCUCUGCAUGAACUUGGAAAGAAACAACCGGAAAUGGUUCUAAGUGCUGUCAAAGGGUAUCUCGUCAAACAUCAGAAGCUCAGUCAGGGUCAUAGGGUUGUUCUCCUGAAUUCAGCUUCAAAGAUUAUUCAUGACACACUAAGUACACUGUCACUGGGUUUAGGAAAGCAAAUGAUCAAGUUGGCUUCAGCAGAGAUGACCAAGAGCAAGGAAGUAGAGCCUGAUUGGCAGUCUGCAGCCUCUGAGGUGUUAGUUGCUCUGGGAAAAAGGUUUGAUCAUGAGGUUAUGGCAGAGCUCCUGGACAAGUUAGCUCCUGGCACACUGCCCCACUACUUUGUUGUGCAGACUCUGGCAUCGUUCUCUAUUUCUAAUCCCUAUGGUGUUGUGCCUUUCCUGAAAGACAUCCUUGGCCGCAUGUUGCCCAUGAUGGGAAUGGCCAAACAAGACAAUUUGAAAUGGGUCAUUGCUAACUGUCUUGCCAGAUUUUGUGAGAGCAUUGUUGACUAUGUUGCAAAUGCAGAGAAUGCACCAUACCCUGAUAUUGCAAUUGACAGGUUUUAUGGUGAAAUAUCAUCAGCUUAUGACAUCUUAUUUAGUGUGUGGAUCAGAGCCAGUGAAGCAAAGAUUAGAUUAGCUGUUGUGGAUGCUAUUGGUCACAUGACCCUCAUUAUGGCAAAAGACAAGCUAGAAGAGCAGUUGCCAAAGUUACUGCCUGGUAUCACAGCCCUGUACAAAAAACACACAGAACACUACCUCAUUACACAGGGUCUUUGUAUGGUUUUGGAAGCUUCUUGUAAAGAUGGUGGUGAAAUACUGUUUCCUUUGGUGGACAAUUUAUUGGGAGGAUUGCACAACAUGGCUUGUAACAUGCCAGAUUUUUCCAAUCCAAUCUCAGUCAAGAAUCACAAUGAAGUUUUGAGAUGUUUUUCUGUUCUUACACCAGCAAUCUCAGACCGUGUCAUUGCAUUCUUGCUUCAAAAGUUGGAGGCUAACAAUGAAAAGACAAGAAUUGCAUCUCUGGCAGUUAUUAAACAUUUAGUCAACUCCUCUGGUUCGUACUUAGAGAACAAAGAAGAACUGAUUAUCGCAGGCGUUCAGAUUCUGUUUAGCGACCAAAACUUGAAGGUGCGACAUAUGUUUGCUCAGUGUAUAACCGCCAUGGCUCAUCAUCGGUACCUUGAGCUGGAAGGCGGCCACAAACUGGUGAAAUUUAUUGUUAAACAGUGUGCACUGAGCGAUGAAGAGAAAACCAGAAGACCAACCGACGCAGAUUCCAUAACUCCUCAAGCUCUUCAAAAGAUGUGUGAAAACAUUCUUUUCCUUCUGACCACAACAGUGGAUGUCAUGGAACCUGUACUGUGGCCAUUCUUACUGGAGUGCCUUGUUCCUGAAUCAUUUACUCCUGCCAUGAAUCCUCUCUGUCGAUGUAUCUGUCACCUGGCAACCAAGAAACAAGAGGAGGAAGCAGCGGAUUUCAGUAUUGAUUUUGAUGCGAAGCCCAACAUACCCAGGCCAGCAGCCAUCAUCUCACGUCUAUUAGUAAUGGCGGGAAUUCCUCUGCCCGGGGAUGGUCGCGGAGAUAACGUGCUGAAGCUUCUUAAGGUUCUGGUACCCAUUCUAGAACCUAACUUGGUUGAGAUGUGGAACGUGGUGAUUCCUAAACUCAUGCAGUAUUUAGAAGAAAACUCGGAGGAUAAAGAGAAAUGGAGUCAAAAGGGUUGGGAGGACUUGGUACUGAAGUUUGUUUCGAAGAGUGUUGAUGAGGUGGAUUCGGAGGAAUGGGUGUGUUCGCUUGGAGCAGAAAUGGCAGAUCAGUUAUCACUCUAUACAAACUUCCCAGAAGAGAAGAACUUCCUCUAUAAGAGCCUUGGUGUAGUUCUGAACAAAGUAGGAAACAAAGAUUUUGUUCAAAAACACCUCAACAUUAUGUUUAGUUCUGUGAAGCAUUCAAGUCAGCUGGAGAGAGAGGGAUGUGCAAUAGGCAUCGGAUUUUCUGCCGGCACCAGUCUUGACCAAGUGUUACUGAAACUGGAGCAGGUGUCUAAAAAUGAGAUGUCCAAAAAAUCUUCAGGAAUCUUGAGUUUUAUGAAGGAUAAAUCCGAUCCUGAAACAGAAAAAAUCAAGAGCACAGUGAUGUUAUGCUAUGGUUAUACGGUCCUGUACGGUCCACCAGGUUUGAUAACGUCCAGACUAGAGACCAGUGUUUUUCGAGUCAUUAGUCGCCAUUACGGAAACGUGAAGGAUAUGCACGUCAAACAAAACCUCAUCCGAGCAACUGAGCUUAUUGGCAAAGCACUGGAACCUGGUCGACUUCAACAACCGGAUUUUACCUUCACGAAAAGAAAGGAACUUAUCAAUCACAUGCUGGCAUAUAUGAAGGCAGAACCGCCGUCCAUGGUCAGAACAGAGACUCGAGCCCUGGCGAUGGAUGCAUGCUCGAGUUUAACGAAACUUAAUCCCAGAUUCACAGAUGCUGAGGUUUUUGAUAUUGUUAAAACAAGCACGGAGUGUGUGUUUGCAGUACACAGUGGAGACCGACCUACAUCUGCAGGAAAACAUCACAAAGUUGAAAUCGACCCGGAGAAAGAUCCCAAUGUGUUACUGAAACAAGCGCUAGAGAGUUUACAAAAGCUGUUGAAAGGACUACUUCUUCAAGAUCCAGUCCCACCUACACUUGAGAACAUUUUUAAGCACAUUCAUGAGCCCUGGUUAGUGUCAUCAGCUGCUGUUGAACGUGAGCGGGCAGUGGAGACGAUACUCGCACUGCUGCAGACAUUCCGCGACAACAUGUUACUGACUGUGGGAGGGAAAACUACUUCGUUCAGCAUGGCUGGUCCCUUGUUGGCUCGCCUCAUUCCCCGUUGUACAGACCCGGUAAUGAUCAUCCGACAAACAGCGGUGGACUGUGUACAGUGUGUGCUGAAAAUAGCUGCGCGUUUUGAAGGUUAUUCUCUGGAAAGUAAGGAUGAACUUGUCGAUGCGUUACCGACUCUCAAAAAAAGAGCAGCAGAAGAUGAUCCCAAUAUUCUGUUUAGCGUAGCAAGUGACUUGUCCAAGGUUGUCGCCAAAAAGCUUCAGAGCGAGCUUAUGUCGUCAUUCGUCCUCACUUUGUUGGAAGGUUUAACAGACAGUCAAUCUCACAGUUCUAGUGGUUCAUGUGUCGUACUCAACAGCAUCAUCAGGAUAAGAGGACAAGAAAUAAAGAAAGAUGCUGCUAAUCUGGUGAAGGAACUCCAUACCAGUCUUGGGAACAUCACACAUGCGCAGACCAGGACGGGAACCCUUCGCGUAUUUAGGACGCUUGCGUCACAUCAUCUAGUUCCCGUUCUCACGGGACUUCUAGAGUUUCCAUUGCCUUAUGACCAGCACGUGCUGGAUAUCUGGAAAACAAUGGCCGGCGAGGCGAACCUAUCCCUUAGUAUUUUCGACUACAUUCUGGAUUUAUCUAUAAGGUCUCUGCCUUACCAAGAGAAACCAAACCCAAAAAACAAGAAAGAAACUAUCAGAAUAGCGACAGGACAGCCUGCUGCGAUCACGUGUGGUUUGACUGAGAUGUUGCGCUCGGAAGAGAGUGGUGAGGUGGUCUUGGAGUAUUUUCCUCGGCUAUUCUCCAUGGCCCUGGUACGUCUUGGUACCUCAGUGGACCUGCUUCCUCCUGAGCCGCCUCAGUCUUCAGGAAAGGACAAGCAGAAGGGACCAAAAGUGGACCCUCUUGCCACUGCCCUCGAAUGCAUAAAAGAACUCAUCACCAAAUGCAACUAUGACACUCUGAUGCAAUCUAUCGACGACGAAGAUGGAUGGACGUUGUUUGGGGAUAAAAAAACAUUCCCUGAUGGUGUCUGUGCCAUCGCAAGGGCCCUCUGUAAAGCGGUCCCUCAGUUGGUCCCUAAAGUGGUUGAUCACCUGAACCCUAUAUUGUCAACUGUCUACGAUGCACAGAGAAUCGUGGCAGCAGCGUUUUUUGCUGAGUUAAUUGACCAGAAAUGUGGCGGUAAAGUGGAAGUAGUAGAAGUCCUGAUGAAUAGUCUGCUAAGCCGGUUGGUGGAUACAUCGCAGGUGGUUCGUAAGUUCUGUAUCAGAGGACUGGGUAACAUUUCAAGUGUGGAAGACUCUCAGCUUGAAAAAUAUUCUACCACAAUCCUAUCUGCAAUGAUGGCGGGUAUGGAUGACAAAGAUGAUUUAGAAGACGAAAUAACUCUGGAGUCGAUGUCAGGACUUGCUAAGAUCCUGGCCAAACUGGACGAAAAUAACGUGCGGCAAAUACUCAUCAACAUUUGUCUUAGAAUCAGACCUUGCUUUGAAAAGGAAAAAGAUGCUGUUCGAGCUGCUGCCUUUACCUUAUUUGGUAAACUGUCUCGUUUUAGUGACGGGCCCUCAAAAACCCCGUUCUUGGAGCAAAUUCAUACGAACUUUAUUAGUGUUAUGUUACACUUGAAUGAAGAGGUGGAAGUCGUCAAGGCGUGUAAAGGCUGUCUACGGUCCAUCGCUCCUCUUAUGGGUUCCGAGUCUGUUAACGAAAUGUUUCAAAAACAUUUAUUAGAAGAAGGACAUCUUCAUUAUGGCGAGUUCAUGAACGAUCUCUCUAGACUUCUUAUUGUUGAUUUUCCUGAUAAGAUCAAUUUUUACGUGAUGGGCUGCGUUUCAUUCUUUAAAAGUUCUCGAGAUGACAUCAAAGCGAACGCAGCGUUGCUCACUGGUUUUAUUCUCGGCAACCUUCCUCAAGAAAGAAGAGAUGAGAUAUCCAAAGAUCAUGUGUGUGGGGCUCUGAUUCUUUUGCUGAAAGAUCCAUCGGGUCAAGUGAGAUGUAAAGCUGCCGAAGCAAUGAGCUUGCUCUAUGACUACUAGAAAAAAACUCCCAAUUAUAGCUUAAAAGAUAAAAUAGAUAAUUUCAAAGAAAAACAAAUUUAUUGAAAUUAAGGUUGUUUACUUUACAAGAUUGUCCGAAUAUUUUGCGCCAACUGGUAAAGAAAUGAAAACAAAUGCGAGAUUAAUUACUUUAAUAAGAUUUGGUGCCAAAAUGUGACCUUGCGAGACCACUGUCUUUUUCUUUACAUUUUAUGUUCGUUAGUACUUUUCAAUAACGUGAGCGGUCGUAGCUAUUUUCUGCAAUGUUCCCAUCUGAGAAUUUUUGUACACGUAAACAGGGUCGCAUACUAGUGACGGUUAGUGACGGCUGGGGCAGUUUCAUCCUAGAAAAUGUCGCUUUAACCGUUUAGGUUUACGUGACUAAAGAAACCCUAGCAAUUAAUAAAUGAGGUAAUUUCAGAGUUUCGCUGCUGGGCUAAGAGCAUGAUGAAGAUUGCAGAAAUACCUAACAGUCUUCCAGAUUCUAAUAAUGCAAAUCCGCGAAGGGAAUACCUUUAUAAUUUUUGACUGCAUUAGAUAGAAAUUUACCACAUCGAGGUACUUCUUCAUCGCAAAAAUUUAGAAAUUUGACAAAUUAUUGAAACUUUUUCUUGGACAGAAUUAAAAGUAGUUUGAGCCAACGUGGUUUAAAAUAUACAAAAUAGAUUUUUUGCAGGUGUGAAAAUUUUCGAGGUGCCCGUGUCAAUUACACGAAAUUAUGUAUUAAAACAAGCUUGGUAGUUGUUUGUUUUGUUUUCUUCACUGGAAGGAUUUCUAGCCACUCAUAUUGUAGUUAGGACAAGAUUUUGAUGAAGUUCCAAUUUAACUUAGUAAUAAAUACGGUGAAUUCGA
Molecule: messenger RNA, 5919 nt
Organism: Stylophora pistillata
Lineage: Eukaryota; Metazoa; Cnidaria; Anthozoa; Scleractinia; Pocilloporidae
Product: maestro heat-like repeat-containing protein family member 1
Cellular component (GO): cytoplasm
Source: RefSeq, a predicted model, not a curated record